Messenger RNA from Ascochyta rabiei, 474 nucleotides. Its product is annotated as thioredoxin trx1. The coding region runs from base 1 to 474 and encodes 157 amino acids. Lineage: Eukaryota; Fungi; Ascomycota; Dothideomycetes; Pleosporales; Didymellaceae. The transcript has 3 exons. The record is from RefSeq and is a predicted model, not a curated record.
AUGUUCACCCCAUCGACGUCACGAUUCACCAGAACGUUGCUUACCUCUGCGCGUCUGCAAACAGCUUCACUCAGCCGCACACCUACCGCCAACCUAUACCGACCUCUCUUCACACCCAGGUUCUUCUCAAACACAAGCAGAAUGGCUGACACCGGCGUACACAACCUCCAGACCAAGGCGGCGUUCGAUGAGGCGUUGGCCGACAAGUCGGGCCUGAUGGUUCUCGACUGCUUCGCUACCUGGUGCGGACCUUGCAAGGUUAUUGCGCCCCAGGUCGUCAAGUUCUCCAGCACAUACACCAACGCGCGCUUCUACAAGAUCGACGUCGAUGAGGUCCCCGAUGUCGCACAAGAACUCGGCAUCCGCGCCAUGCCCACCUUCCUCCUCUUUAAGGGUGGUGACAAGGUCGCCGAGGUCGUCGGUGCCAACCCCAAGGCUCUUGAGGCCGCCAUCAAGGCCAAUGUCGACGAAUAG